Messenger RNA from Cydia pomonella (codling moth), 4941 nucleotides. It is a transcript of the gene gbb, whose product is annotated as protein 60A. Bases 147 to 1391 code for a protein of 414 amino acids. NCBI's taxonomy places the organism in Eukaryota, Metazoa, Arthropoda, Insecta, Lepidoptera, Tortricidae. Gene Ontology annotation, biological process: SMAD protein signal transduction; BMP signaling pathway. Gene Ontology annotation, cellular component: extracellular region. Gene Ontology annotation, molecular function: growth factor activity; cytokine activity. The record is from RefSeq and is a predicted model, not a curated record. The transcript has 7 exons.
ACGUAGCUUUAGUAGUGGGGAGAGUGGCGAGUGCGGCGGCCCACCUUGAGUGGGCAGGUUCAGCGGUUUAUCCCGUCCGCGCCUCCGCGCUCCGCGCGCCGCACUCGAUCCUCUCGCGCCAGUCGAGCGCGCGCUUACGCACCAUCAUGGCCGGUACAGCGUGGCGAUGUGUGUGUUUGACAUUGUUUAUUGUGACGGCGGAGGCCGUUCUCUCGGGGUUGUACAUCGACAACGGGAUCGAUCAGACCGUGAUCCAACAUGCGAUGACGCGGGACGAGCGGAUGGUGGUGGAGCAUGAGAUCCUGGAUCUGCUGGGUCUGGGCGAGCGGCCGCGGCGUACGCGCGCUGCGGCGCUCGACCGCUCGGCGCCCAGCUUCCUACUGGACGUGUACAAGCAGCUAGCUGAAGAGCACGAGCAAGCGCGCCCCACGCGGAGCUCUGAGAUGGCUCUCAGCGCCGACGAACAUCAUGCCAUAGACGAAAGCGAUCUCAUAAUGACGUUCCAGAGUAAAAAGCAUCAUUUGGGCGCGCUGCGGCAUGAGCACGGUCGGCACGUGUGGUUCGAGGUGGCGGGCGCGCCGCCGUCCGCCGCGCUGCUCUCCGCCGAGCUGCGCUUACACCAAGCUCCGUCGCACACCGACGACCCCACAGCUCUGUACACAGUCGUCGCGCAUCGGGUCAUCAGCGUUAACAGCUUGGGAAAUCUACAGUUAGAGAAGGUAGCGGCAGUGAACACAAGCGCUUCGUCAGAGGGCUGGUUAGAACUGAACGUAACGGACGCGCUCAGCACGUGGUUAACCGCGCCCGCCGACAAUAGAGGGUUUUUCAUUACCAUUCACCCGCACUCACAGCCAGAACGUCACAUGAAACCAGAGGAAAUCGGGUUAGAGGAGCCUCGAGGAGCUAUCGUGGAGGGCAAGCAGCCCUUCCUCGUGGCUUUCUUUAAGAGCGGGCCGAAGUUGAGCGCUGCAGACGCCAGCGGCCGACGGAAGCGCGAGGCGCGGCGGUGGCGGAAUACGGGCUCUUCAGAGAAUUAUCUGAGAAACCCACUCACAGACACAUCACACUGGACAACUCGAAGUUGUGAAAUUCAAACUCUGUACGUCAGUUUCAAGGAUUUAGAAUGGCAGGAUUGGAUUAUAGCACCCGAUGGUUACGGUGCUUUCUAUUGCAGUGGAGAGUGCAAUUUUCCCCUAAACGCACAUAAAAACGCCACCAACCACGCCAUAGUGCAGACAUUAGUACACCUGUUGAAUCCCACACAGGUGCCGAAACCGUCGUGUGCGCCGAUCAAGCUUUCGCCUAUAUCUGUUCUGUACUACACGGACGACGCCAACGUGAUUCUUCGCAAGUACAAGAACAUGGUCGUAAAGAGUUGCGGCUGCCAUUAAAACUUUUUGAAAAAUGUGUUGCGCAUAUAACAUUUUCUUAAUGUCUAGCGCUCUUUUAACAAGUCCGGUGUAUGGCGACGUUCAAAAGGUCCAAAGUACCUAUAGUCAUAGUCAAUCAGAAACGCUUUUUAUCUUCAUUAGUUCUUUAUGUUGUAUUAGAGGCAAAUUCGACUUACUGUAAUGACAUGGAGCAAUGUUGCUAUUAAGACGAAAGUGGAGGACCCGCGCGAAAUCACCUUUUCAUACAAACGUAGUCCUUAUUUUCCUGUCUGAAUAUUAACAUUAAUGAAAAUAUUUUGUCACUUUUUGUUUUAUAUACAUAACACUUUUUGUUGUGUUGUAGGGGCAUAAGUAUCGUUUAUAUCAAACACAACUGUGCCACUACGUUUGAUUUUUAUCGAUUUUUAGGGUUCCGUACCUCGAUAGGAAAAAAAACGGAACCCUUAUACUCCUUAUAGGAUCACUUUGUUGUCCGUCCGUCCAUCUGUCUGUCAAGACCCAUUUUCUCAGGAACGCGUGGAGGUAUCAAGCUGGAAUUUAUAUCAAAUACUCAGGUCUACUGUUCCGUGGAGCUGUGAAAAAUCAAACUUCUAAGCCAACGCAAUCAAAAGAUACAGUCGUUUAUGCCGCAAACUUUUCGACACUCGCAAGGGAAUCAAAACCUACAUGGUACGAGUAGAGGUACUUCCCGUGAACGCAGAAUCUUCAAAUUUGGUAGGAAGCAACGUCUUAUAGCACAGAUAUAUAUAUUACGAAGUCUGUUUUUCGCUCCUAUUUUUUACAAUAAUAAAAAUAAUAUAAAAAAUUUAACUUAGGGCGUAGCUAUGGUUAAUAUACAUUAAAUUAUGUAAUAAUAUUUUCCAUUGUGUCAUUAUCCAGAGAGGAAAAUGGGGACUACGUUUGUAGGGAGAAACGGCCGUCUCUUUUCCUCUUAAUCGAACAAGCCUGAUUUUUUAAAAUUGAAAUCUUAUAAGUUUGUCAGACAGCUUUGUCUCUUCACAUGAGUGUUGGACUUAAUAUAACGUUCUUUUUCUGGAUGUGUAGACAUGUCGACGCAUAUCAAAAUUAUCUAGUAUCACCUACUUACCUAAUGUCAUAAUAGUAGUCUAGUAACAACGGACGCUCUACUACGGACAUGAUUUUCACACUUCGUCAACUCCAAGAGAAGUGUCGUGAGCAGAACACACCCCUAAUGAUCGCUUUUGUAGACCUGAACAAGGCUUUCGAUACGUUCAGUAGGGAGGGGCUUUACGCUGCACUUGAGAAAAUUGGAUGGAACCGAAGCUUCUGAACUUGGUGAAAUCUUUUCACGACGGAAUGAAGGGCUCAGUUGUAUUUAAUGGUCAAGGGCCCGACGCGUUUGAAAUGAGGAGAGGAGUUCGUCAAGGCUGCGUCUUAGCACCAACACUAUUCGUCAUAUUUUUCUCCCUGUUGCUAAAAGUUGCCUUUGGCGACACGCAUCGGAGUUCAUCUACACACGAGAGCAGACGGAAAAUUGUUCAAUGUCAAACACUUAAAAUCUCGUUGUAUUCGCGUUGACCUAUUUAUCGACAGUCUGCUUUUCGCCGACGACGCAGCCUUCGUAGCUAAAACACCACACGAGCUCCAAAAUCUGAUAGACAAAUUUGCCUACGCGUGUUGCCUGUUCUCCAUGUCUAUCAAAUACGAAGAAGACCGUAAUACUAGCGCAAGGGUACACUGUCAUCUCAUCAAUUCUCCGGGAGAGUGUACCCUUAGAGGUGGUCGACAAGUUCUGUUACUUAGGGUCCACCGUGUCGAGCAACCUCUCCAUUGACGGUGAGGUCGACCUUCGGCAGGGCGGCCACGGACGCAUUGGACGGCCCUUGCUGCGUUUUAAAGACUGCGUGAAACGCGACAUGGUCUCUUUUGACAUCGAUAGGGACACUUGGGAGGAUCUCGCGUCAGAUCGUGAUGGAUGGAGGGGUGCCAUCGCGAAAGGUCGCGAUAUUCACGACAACGCGUGGUUCCAAGACCUUACCCGAAAACGCGCGAAGAAGCACAACCCACCUGAAGUUGUUGCCGACAUGGCUCCCUCCUUUAGCUGUCACAAAUGUGGUCGCAACUGUCGUUCCCGCAUUGGCUUAUACAGCCACGAGAGACGUUGUCCCUCACAUACAAACGCUGCAUAAAAUCAUCUGUCAAGAUGGUGGCCAUAAGGCCAUGGCCAUAAGGCCUUCACAGACACAAAAGUCAUAAGACACAAAAGUAAAUAGCGGCGGCGCGCGCCGGAGCAGAGAGUUCGCUCAGUACAAAGUGCCAUUUUCGCCGCACGCACACAGACGUGACAUUUACGCACACAGACGUCACAUUUACAUGCGUUAUCGGGCACUCUCGGGCAGAGCUUAGUCGGGCUGUGCGCGCUUUGCUCACUUGACGUCCCCGCCACUACGUAGGUACCUACUGUCAUGUACGUCUAAAUGCAGUCUCUAAGGAAUGUAAACAUGAUAAGAUGUAUGUAUAAACGAAUCGAUGUAUGUAUGUCUGUAAACUUAUAUUACCUACUCCUUUUUAAAAUUCGAAAUUAAUACAGAAGCAACCCUAGUGAGUCGGGCAAGUUUAGGUAUAUAUUUUCAAGAACGGCGGGAACGGACCUUCUGUUUAUUUUUUAUUUUGUGCUUAUGAUGAGUCAAGUAACAAAGUAAAGUCAAAUGUGCAGUGCAAAGUUUACUUUUCGCCGUUAUUACAAAUUUAACAGUUAUUUCUGCUAUAGUGACGUCACUCACGAGAAGUGGUCGGCGUUUUCGGUCACGUGACAUACAGAUAAUAAAACUGCGAUUAAAUGUUGUGAUAAUUUGAUGAUGUUGACUAGCUGGUCUAAGAUACGUUAUAUGGAAUAUUUACCCUCAUCUGUUAUUUAAUUGUGAUAAGAAAUAAAUGAUAGAUAAUAUUCUUAUUUACAAAAGUCAAAAACAUUUAUUUGUCCAACAUAAGUAAGUAUAUAUAUACAUCAGUACAGGUCCCAUAUACAUCAUCAUUAUAUCAUUAUAUAAAAAAAAUCAUUUAUACACAUUGCAAAUAGGUUGCCUAGUUGAAUUGCAUACGGCCAUAUUUUUUGCUUUUUUCGUUAUAAAUCGUGUAUUGUGUCAAAUGAAUGCUUAUUUUUUAUCUACCUGUGCCUGAUAGGCUGCCUAAACUUGAGUAAUUUUGUUAUAAUGUGCGACACAUAUGCAGAAACAAAAAUGUCUUAACUACUAACUACUUAAGGGUACGGUGGUACUCAAUGAAUAUACCGUGGUAGAAAUCAGAAGUAUUUACAGUUAGGCUUAUAGAGACUUAAAAUAUGCAUGGAUGAUAGUAUCCUACAGGGUAUGAUGAUAGCGUAAUUAUAGUGCCAAAUGACCUUCAUGCCCUAAAUUCAACUUUUAACUUUAAUCUCUUAAUAGUAAUUAGGUGAUAUGGUAAGUUGAUAAAACUUAGUUACGUGCCAACCAAUUGAAGUCAUUUAUUUAAUAAUGUUUAAGGGUAGCUCCUAUGUAGCAGUAAGUUAAUUUUAUUUUUCAUGGAUUUGCAAUAAAAUGUGUUCCGGAAA